Molecule: messenger RNA, 1558 nt
Organism: Carcharodon carcharias (great white shark)
Lineage: Eukaryota; Metazoa; Chordata; Chondrichthyes; Lamniformes; Lamnidae
Gene: rdh14a
Product: retinol dehydrogenase 14a
Exons: 2
Coding region: 34-1017 (327 amino acids)
Source: RefSeq, a predicted model, not a curated record
GGAAAGGUCGGCGCUUGCCAACCGGCCUCCCGGAUGCUCAUCCUCUGCCUGUCGGUGGCCGCCGGUCUCUCGGUCGCCGUCCCCUUGUUCCGCUGGCUCAUGCGGGCGGCGGCCCCGCUCCCGGAGGCGGAGGCGGAGGCGGAGGCGGCCUCGGCCUCGGCCUCGAUGCGGGGCCGGACGGCCGUCGUCACCGGCGCCAACAGCGGCAUCGGCCGGGCGACGGCGGCGGGUCUGGCCCGGCUCCAGGCCCGGGUGAUCCUCGCCUGUCGGGACGAGGAGGCGGCGGCCCGGGCGGCCCAGCAGAUCCGGCAGCAGACGGGGGGAGCCGGGGAGCUGCUGGUCCGCAGGCUGGACCUGGCCUCGCUCAGCUCGGUCAGGAGCUUCUGUCAGCGGAUCAUCGAGGAAGAACCAAGGCUAGAUGUCCUAAUCAAUAAUGCAGGAAUCUUCCAGUGUCCUUACAUGAAAACUGAGGAUGGUUUUGAAAUGCAGUUUGGGGUGAAUCACCUGGGGCACUUUCUUCUGACCAAUCUCCUCCUCGAUCUCCUCAAACGCUCGGCCCCAAGCAGGAUAGUAGUGGUGUCCUCCAAACUCUACAAGUAUGGUGAAAUCAACUUUGAUGAUCUGAACAGUGAAAAAAGCUACAACAAAAGUUUUGGUUACAGCAGGAGCAAACUGGCCAACAUCCUGUUCACUCAUGAACUAGCCAAACAGCUGGAAGGCACCGGUGUCACUGCAAACGUGCUGCACCCAGGCAUUGUACGCACGAACCUGGGAAGACACAUCAAUAUCCCUUUACUUGGACUACCGGUUUUCAAGAUGGUGUCCUGGGCAUUCUUUAAAACACCAGAACAAGGAGCACAGACCUCACUUUACCUGGCUACUUCUCCAGAAGUUAAAGAGGUGUCGGGGAAAUAUUUUGGAGACUGCAAGCAAGAGGAAUUAUUGCCUAAAGCAAUGGAUGAUGCAGUUGCAAAGAAAUUGUGGGAUAUGAGUGAGAGAAUGGUGGGACUGAUUUAACCACUAAAGUGCUGUAAAUAUUCUGCUGGGCUAUUACCUGAAAUGCAAGCAGAUGUUUUGUCUGAAUUAUUGCCUAACUGAAUUUAAAAGUUGCUGUGUGCGUGAAAAGCAGUUGUUAUUACCAGUGAGCACUGCCCAUUUAAGUUUGCAGUUGCACGGAAUGAUGUGCUAAAGUAAUGUGUUGGAAAGUGCCAUGUUUGAUGUGACUGGUUUUCUCCAUAGGGUUCAAAAUUGCUGUUUCCUGGGGUUGUAACAAUUUACAUGGGUGUUAUUUGCCUUUUGUUAAUGAGUCCCAUUCCCCCCCAGCCAAACAUUGUAAUGAUGGAGGGUAAAGACCUCUUCCCCAAACUUAAGAACUCUGUUAAAAGGAAGGGUUAUCCUAUUAUGUAAUGGAAAUGCCUGGCCCUGUUUAAUUAAUACUUUAUUGGAGCUACCUGGCAAAUUCGACCCAUGGAACCUUCCACUGCAGCAUAAUUUAAAGGAAUUAAAUUACUUUGAAUUUUGUAGCACUUAGCAAAUAAAUACAAUUACUGAAAACUAA